Molecule: messenger RNA, 984 nt
Organism: Arachis duranensis
Lineage: Eukaryota; Viridiplantae; Streptophyta; Magnoliopsida; Fabales; Fabaceae
Product: nuclear pore complex protein NUP50A-like
Exons: 2
Coding region: 1-984 (327 amino acids)
Biological process (GO): intracellular transport
Cellular component (GO): cytoplasm; nuclear pore
Molecular function (GO): GTPase activator activity
Source: RefSeq, a predicted model, not a curated record
AUGGAAGAUGCUGAUAACCUUCUACCAUCAAAGAAAAGGGUCGCCAGAAGGGAGCUCACUCAAGAUACUCCUCUUGAUGAUGAGGAGGAGAAUGCCCAUGAGGUUGAGGGUGGAACAUUCAAAAGAUCCAGUGAUGAGGUUCUUGCAACCAGAAGAAUUGUUAAAGUUCGUCGCCAACAGACUAAUUCUUCUCCUUCUUCAAAUCCUUUCGCUGGAAUACACUUGGUCACCCCUACUGAGGCUACAGCAGAAAAGCAAUCAGCUGAUGAGUACACUGCUACUGAUGAUUCAAAAGACCCCGAGGAAGAAAAAGAUAAAGAACAAAAGCAGUCAAAGGGUGAAACUUGUGAGAUGCAAAGAAUGAAAACUAAGAAUGACUAUAAAAGUGAGAGUGAGGACAAGAAGAAUGCUGCUGAUAAAGAUAGUUUCAAUAAAGACGAUAAUGAUGCCAAGAACACUAAUAGUGAUGACGGCGAUAAGCAAGCUAAGAAAGUUGAAAGUGAAGAGCCUAGUUCUGAAGUUGGCAAUUUUAAGUCCUUUCAACAGCUUUCAAGUAAUCAAAGUGCCUUCACUGGGCUUGCUGGAACUGGAUCCAACACUUCGUUAUCUUGCUUCGGAUCUAUGUCAAAGGAGGAACCUGCUUUGAGUAGCAGGACUAGUUCUAUUAUCGGGCUGAAAAAUGACAAUCCUCUUGGUGCAGGCUUGUCCAACAAUGCAAAUUCUUGUUUUGGGGUGUCUGGUGCAUCUGCUACUAUUUCCAUGAGUGAAGGAAGUGGUUUAGCCCUGCAGGAAGUUGCCACUGAAACAGGGGAAGAGAAUGAAAAUGUUAUUUUUCAUGCAAAUUCAGUAUUGUUUGAAUUUACAGAUGGAAGUUGGAAGGAGCGAGGAAAGGGAGAACUAAAGGUCAAUGUACAAAGAGGAACAGAAAACGCCAGGCUUCUCAUGAGAGCUCGCGGAAAUUAUCCUUCCAGUGUGGCACCGUAA